AUGCCGCGUGUGAGUGGUGCAUCCAUCGAAAUCUCGAUUGUACCUUCGACAGGGAGCGGCCUCGCAAGAAGUCGCGUAAAGGGUGAGCGUGCCCCCUUAGGUUCCAAUAAGUCGAUUAUCUUUUGGAACAGCCUUUUCAUCAGUUUCGAAUUUAGGAUACUCUCAAAUGUUGCACAGGCGAAUGAUGUACGAAGCCUCCUUCGGCGCAUUCAGGAACUUGAAUCUUCUUUGAAUCAAACGGAGCCGGCCGGAGGUGCGGGAUCUCAUGUGCUUCCGAUUCAUGAAUCAACUAGACCAACAACGUCUAGUGAAGCUGGAAACAUCGCAAAUGAUGUAGCUUCAGCUGAUCUUUUGGCAAAUGAGUCUGUUUUGCCCCCUUUCGUGCCGGUGCCUGUCAGGCCCAGAGAUCCGUCGCCCGUAACACACUCCGCUCGGCUUACGACAUCCGCAAAACAACUCGGGCCAAACUGGUUUUUCAACGGGAUUUCUAUCUCCUCAGAGGAAGGAGUUCAAUGGAUCUCAAGGCGAACGGGUCAAAAUGUCACUCUCGAUGAUUUCAGCAUCCCCAGUAGGAACCCUUUGCCUUAUUCGAUAGAUCAGGGAUCUCUCUUACAACGCUGGGAAUUACCUGAUCAAAGUCUUACUCGGGGAAUUCUGAAUGAUCUUCUUGGCUCUUCCUUUCUACAAUCAUUUCCAGUUCUGGACAAAACCUUAUCUUCGAAUACCAUGGAAGCCGCUUAUGAACCUUUGAGUGAGCUCCAACCAUCGCCUACGCAAGUUUCUGCACAGAUCUGGGUUUGGAGCUUUCUCUCCAUCGCAUCUAGCAUCAAAUGCUCGGAUCAUAUUUCCAUUGAUGCAUAUGCAUGUUCUGCCAAAGCGUAUUCUCUAUUGCUCAGUGUUCUUGAAGAUACCAGCUUGACAACUCUCGAGGCAGUUUUGAUGCUGCAAUUACAACGUAUAAUCAGCGGUCACUGGGAAGGCGCUGCUUUCCUCAAUUCCAUUUCUUGUCGCAUAGUUUGUUCUCUUAAGGGACAUCUCUAUCCAGCAUCCCGCUCUUUUGGAUUUCAGAUAUCUAUCUUGAACAGGGAAAGAAAACAUCUCCGGAAUCUCUUUUGGCUAUGCUACAAGGCUGACAAAGAUAUCUCCCUUCGUACUGGGGAUAACUUUUUAUUAAAUGAUGCCUUUUGUGAUCUCUCAUUACCUGAAAACCAUAAUGGGUACUACAUCUAUUUAUCAAAGCUGAACCAGACUUCCGAUAUUAACCAUGAUGGCGCUUUGGAUAACACUUCUCUCUAUAUUCCUGGAGACCCUGAGCUCAGUCGUCUGAAAGAACAAGUCUGUCAGAAGCUUUUUUCCGCCCAUGCUUACAAGGACACCGACAACGACAUCCUUCUUCAUAUCCGCCAAUUGGAUGAAGAGAUUGAACACUGGCGAUUAUGCAUCCCUCCAAGCGUUCGCCCUGCGCUCUUCGUCUCACAAAUUCCUUCGCCGAGCAGAUCAGAUGAGAGUUUCGCCCACCUUAUCCAACGUAUGUAUCUUCAACUAGAAUAUCACCAUCUUAUGACUGUCAUCCACACGACAGUGAGAAGGUGUACUACUGAGUCAAAUGAUGGAGCUCUUGAUCUUCAUGGGGUGGUUCAUUCGAGCUUUGACCUGUCUCUGGAAGCCAGUCGGUCCACACUCGCAUGUCUGAGGAUUGUGAUCGAUAAUGUUGGGCAAGAAGCAUACAGGUUUAUCACAUGCUAUGCGAGCACUGCAGUUUUGACAUUAUUCCUUGACACGGUGAUUCAUCCUCUGGGUGCAGAGGCACGCCUUGGUUUGGAACUUCUUAUUUCAACUGCCAAUAGCUUCCGGGAAAUGUUUGACAAAGAGCUGACUUCCAGCGAGGGGGCCAAUAUCCAAGAAAUUAGCAAUUUUAUGAUGAGAUUGGUAUGGCUUGGAACGUCCGCAGUGAUGAAGGCAGAGAAGGCAAAGAAAUCAUAA
Penicillium macrosclerotiorum is the source of this 1983-nucleotide messenger RNA. RefSeq names its product fungal specific transcription factor domain-containing protein. Gene Ontology annotation, molecular function: zinc ion binding; DNA binding. The coding region runs from base 1 to 1983 and encodes 660 amino acids. Gene Ontology annotation, biological process: DNA-templated transcription. Lineage: Eukaryota; Fungi; Ascomycota; Eurotiomycetes; Eurotiales; Aspergillaceae. The record is from RefSeq and is a predicted model, not a curated record. The transcript is spliced from 3 exons.